AUUACGUCGGUCUCCCGCGGUCUCUUAUCGUAGUUCAUGAAUGAAUUAAUAACCGUAGUUGAGUGUCUAGAGAUUAUUGCGGUUUAAAUUAUUAGUAGUGUUGAAGUGAAAUUCUAGAGAUAUAUUAGUGUGAAAGUACGUAAAAUUCAACAAUUUGAGUUCCGAAAGCCGCCAUGAAUUUGCAAAAGUUUGGGAUAUCAUUUCUGAAUGAAUUCUGUGUGAAAACCAAUUGGCCGACGCCACAGUACGAUGUGAUGCCAAAGAGUGAUGGAUUUCUCUGUCAACUAAAGCUCAAGGAUGUGCAUGCCACUGGCGAGGGCUCAUCGAAGAACAUUGCCCGGCAAGUGGCGGCGCUGCGUAUGUGGAAGAAGAUACUCAAGAUUCCGGUGAUCAGAGCUAUCCUGGAGCAAGCCGAUGCCUCCGCAAUGAUGCCCACGACAAGCAGAGGCCCAUUGUUCGGGGAGAUUCAUUUGCUGACCAUUAAGCAGCGGAAGAAGCUGCGGGAACUGCUGCUCCUCGUAGCGAACAAUAUCACAAGCGAUCCCGAAUUUUCUAUCCCGAAACCCAUACCAAAACCCAACCCAAAACCCAUCGCAAAACCCAACCCAAAACCCAACCCAAAACCCAUCGCAAAACACAUCCCAAAACCCAUCUUCAAAACCAUCCCACAGAAGUUGCCAGCGCUAACGUUGGAAAGUGCUGGGUGUCUAAUUGAACUACCUUAUCCGGAUGACGAUCCUGUUGAGAGGACACCUUCCUUCGAGUGUAAUAGUGAGAAAACUAACGGAAGUUCUCACAAUUAUGAGCCGCGUCAUAGGUACACCAAGCCCGGCUGCGGGCCCAGCUCAAAUUUUAUGAAGAUCAAGAUGAGCGAUCAUAAUUAUUUUAAGAACUUUCCCACAGAGCUGAAAGUGGCUGCCUUUAAGGUCAUCAACUCCAAAGACUUUAAGACCAAAAAGGACCAGGCCGUGGCCCUGCUGGCCGCCCUAAAAUUGACCUACACCAUGGAUCUGGUGCCGUGCAAGGAUCCCAGAGAUCCGCUUGUCAAAGUGGAGCUUCACUGUGAUUAUAAUGGGCUGUUUAUUGAUUUCAAGAGAAACAUAUAUAACUAUAUCAUCGACUACCUCAGGGAUAUGCUCGAUUAAGAGGCCUUCCCAAGUCUCAAAUACAAAAAGACGGAGUAUUCAAGGCAGAGAAGAGCCUAAAGAAGUUUUAAAUUGUUAUAGACAGCAUUUGGUAGGCGAUAGAGAAGCCAAUCAGGGAUACAAAUGUUGAAUAAAUAUUAAUAUUAAUUACUGU
Messenger RNA from Drosophila obscura, 1299 nucleotides. RefSeq lists its product as uncharacterized. Bases 174 to 1145 code for a protein of 323 amino acids. The record is from RefSeq and is a predicted model, not a curated record. Lineage: Eukaryota; Metazoa; Arthropoda; Insecta; Diptera; Drosophilidae. The transcript has 3 exons.